Messenger RNA from Clupea harengus (Atlantic herring), 2684 nucleotides. RefSeq names its product NME/NM23 family member 9 (gene nme9). Gene Ontology annotation, biological process: UTP biosynthetic process; GTP biosynthetic process; CTP biosynthetic process. Lineage: Eukaryota; Metazoa; Chordata; Actinopteri; Clupeiformes; Clupeidae. The record is from RefSeq and is a predicted model, not a curated record. Gene Ontology annotation, molecular function: nucleoside diphosphate kinase activity.
CGGUGAAUGACUGCCCCGCCCACCGGUCACAUGCAGUGGAGAUGCUAGGCAACGGGCAUAGCCAAACAAAUUGACCGUGUGCCUCAGGGGCUUAGGAAGAGACUUUGUGUGAAUAUAUGUUUCAAGACAUAUAUAUAUAUAAUUAUAUAUAUAAGAUAUAAAAUAGAAAAUAUAGCAAUUGGGACGCUUCGCCCUGUAAACGCAUUUGACCUAUCUAAUUUUCCUCCCUGCAUGUCGUUAUCUGGAGGAUUUCCUGAAAUCCCUGGAGGAUUAGGUUAAAUGGCUGGCAAAAAGAAGGAAGUCAGCCUGCAGGUGUCAAUCACAAACGAGGAACAAUGGGGUGAAAUGCUCGGCACCAAGGGCCUAACAGUUGUUGAUAUCUAUCAGCAGUGGUGUGGCCCUUGUCGUGCCGUCGUCAGCCUCUUUAGAAAAAUAAAGAACGAACUCGGUGAUGACCUCUUACAUUUUGCAACAGCAGAGACGGACAGCAUUGAGGCUCUGGAGAGAUACAGGGGCAAGUGUGAGCCCACGUUCCUCUUCUAUGGGGGAGGGGAGCUGGUGGGGGUCCUGAGGGGUGCCAACGCCCCCCUCCUGCAGAAGCUGGUGGUGGAGGAGCUGGCCAAGGAGAAGAGGGUGCUGGAGGAUGGGGCAGAGCGCAGAGUGGUGAAAGAUGAAGGUUUGAUCGAUGAAGAGGAGGAGGAGGCCAUUGAGAUUGACCAAAGCGACGAAGACGUACUGGUUCCGGCGCACAAAUCCUACACGGUUGCAAUCAUUAAACCAGAUGUUGUCGCACACGGCAAAGCCAGCGAGAUCAUCAUGAAGAUCCAGGAUGCAGGCUUCGAGAUCCUGGCCCACGAGGAGAGGACCCUGACUGAGAAUGAGGCACGUGUCUUCUACCGGCACAAAGAGGACGAGCCCUAUUUCCAGGAGCUGGUGGAGUUCAUGGCCAGCGGGCCGUCGCACGUGCUGGUGAUCUCGCAGACGGACGCCUCCGCAGACGCGGUCCCUGCCUGGAGGGAGUUCAUCGGCCCUGCAGACAUAGAGGAGGCCAGGAGGGACAAACCUGACAGCCUGCGUGCCCAGUACGGUACGGAGUCUCUGUUCAACGGUCUCCACGGCAGCGAUGAUUCCGAGUGCGCCAGCAGGGAGCUGGCCUUCUUCUUCCCCACGUUCCGAACGGCGUCGGCAGCCGCCCCGGAGCAGGAGCCCACGCGGGCCGCAGCGGAAGGGCGACCCGCCGAGAGGACGUUGGCGCUGAUCCGGCCACAGCUUGCCAGGGAACACAGGGACGAGCUGCUGUCACUCAUCCGAGACGCCGGCUUCAUGGUGGCCCCAAAGGAGUUGACUCUGACCGAGGAGCAGGUCAGGCAGUUCUACAGUCAGCAUCUGGAGCGGGACUACUUCCCUGCACUCCUCCAGAACAUGACCAGUGGGCCAGUGCUGGCUCUGGCCUUGGUCAGGAGGGAUGCUGUGCAGCACUGGAGGAGCAUGCUGGGUCCCACGGAUGUCAGCCAGGCCCAGGAGGAGGAACCAGACUGCCUGAGGGCCCGGUUCUCGGCGGACGGGGGAGUCAUUAACCAGAUCCACGGCAGCGGGAGCUCGGAGACGGCCGAGCAGGAGAUCCGCUUCUUCUUCCCCCAGAUGGAGGACACGCUGGCCGUUAUCAAGCCCGACGGCAUGGAACAGCACCGAGAGGAGAUUCUCCAGGAGAUCCAGGCGGGAGGGUUCUCCAUCAUGCGGCAGAAGGAGGCGGUUCUGUCCAGGGAGAUGGCAGAGGAGUUCUACAGGGAGCACCGGGACAAGCCCUUCUUCAGCCAGCUGGUGGACUUCAUGUGUCAGGGCCCGUGUCUGAUGCUGGUCCUGACCAAAGAGAGCGCCGUGGAGGAGUGGAGGGCCAUGAUGGGCCCCACGGACCCCGCGGAGGCCCGCCAGAUGGCCCCCGACUCCCUGAGGGCCCGCUUCGCCAGGGACGUUCUGGAAAACUCCGUCCACGGCUCCUCCAGCCUGCAGCACGCGCAACAGAAGAUUGACUUCAUCUUUGGCGAGAUUGCUGCAGAGAAUGGGGGCAGUGAUGAGAGGGAGAUGGGAUCCCUUCGCCAUGGUGAAGAACAAGGCCUUGAGUCUCCUGAAGACUUCAGGCAGCUGGACGAAUCGAUAUCUCCCUCGACCGAUGCAAAUGAGCAACUCAUGGCCCUCAUGAGUCCAGAGGAAGAUUCUCCAAUGGAGUUGAACAAGAGACUCUCAGACCAUGAUCCCCUGUCUCCUGACGUUGCCAUACCAACAUCAGAGCUGAUGGGGGAAGUGGAAGCACACUGUGUCGCCAGCAACCAUCCACAGUCUGGUUAGUGAGGACUCUGAGUACAGCACUGCAGCCAGCUAAUGUCAUCUGAUGAGCAAUAUACCCUGACAGAAUACAGGAAUAGAAUGAUAGAAUAGAAUUAUAUAGGCUGAUUGCCACGGAUACAAGAAUAGAACUGUCUGGCUCAGCAUUAGGAGGUAAUCCGUAGCUUUUUUGUUUCAUAAGCAAUAGAUGUGAAAUAGGCAGUUAAUUUUGUCCUGUGCACUCUACAGUUAUGAUGCACAGGCACGAUCACUGCAACUGUGAUCGGUUUAAUACCAUCUCAAAUAACAGCUCACUGAGAAUAUGUUCAAAAUCUGAUGGGUUUGUUUAAAAAAAAUUAAAU